AUGUGCGGCAUUUUCGCUUACAUCAACCACUUGGUGGAGAAGGACCGCAAGCAGACCAUUGACAUUCUCGUCAACGGUCUCGCGCGUCUCGAAUACAGAGGCUACGACUCUGCCGGUAUCGCAAUCGAUGGCGAUGGCGAGAAGGACACAUUGGUCUUCAAGCAGGUCGGCAAGGUCGCUGCUCUCCGCAAGCAUAUCGAUGAAUCCCCCAUCGACCUCAGCAAGGUCUCGAUCUCGCAGAUGGGUAUGGCCCACACACGUUGGGCCACCCACGGUCAGCCUAGCCCGCUCAACUGCCAUCCUCACCGAUCCGACCCCACCAACGAGUUCACCGUGGUCCACAAUGGUAUUAUCACCAACUUCAGGGAGCUCAGAAUGGUUCUCGAGAAGCGCGGUUUCAAGUUCGAGAGCGAUACCGACACCGAGUCCGUAGCGAUCCUCUGCAAAUACCUCUACGACUCGGCUCAGGGCCGCAAGCCAGACUUCACCUCGCUCAUCAAGAGCGUCGUUAAGGAGCUCGAGGGCGCCUUCUCGUUCGUCUUCAGGUCGGUCCACUUCCCCGGAGAGCUCGUCGUCGCUCGUCGUGGUUCGCCCCUCCUGAUUGGUGUCAAGACCGAGAAGAAGCUCAAGGUCGACUUUGUUGACGUCGAGCUGGGUGGUGCCGUGGAGGAGACCGGGUUCGGCGAUGCUGGCCUUCUUGCUCCCCCCGGAGGCGAUCCUUCGGGACCUGGCUCGCUCACCGUGCCCAACGCAAACAACAAGCUCCUCCGCUCCCAGUCGCGUGCUUUCCUCUCCGAAGAUGGUCUGCCCCAGCCAAUCGAGUACUUCAUCGCUUCCGAUGCUUCUGCUGUCGUCGAGCACACCAAGCGUGUUCUCUACCUCGAGGACGACGAUGUUGCCCACAUCUCCGAAGGCGAACUCCACAUCCACCGCUUGCGAAGGAACGACGGUCUCAGCUCCAUGCGAUCCAUCGAGACCCUCGAGAUGGAGCUCGCCGAAAUCAUGAAGGGCUCCUUCGACCACUUCAUGCAGAAGGAGAUCUACGAGCAGCCCGAGUCGGUCGUCAACACUAUGCGAGGCCGAGUUGACUUUGACAAACGCCAGGUCAAGCUCGGUGGGCUCGAGGCAUUCCUCAACACCAUCCGCCGAUGCCGCAGGAUUGUCAUGACCGCCUGUGGUACCUCUUACCACUCGUGCUUGGCCACUCGUGCCAUUUUCGAAGAACUGACCGAGAUUCCUGUCUCCGUCGAGCUCGCCUCGGACUUCUUGGACCGCAAGACGCCCAUUUUCCGCGACGACGUCUGCGUCUUUGUCUCGCAGUCGGGUGAGACGGCCGACACCAUCCUCGCGCUCCGAUACUGCUUGGAGCGUGGUGCCCUCUGUCUCGGUGUUGUCAACACGGUUGGCUCUACCAUGUCGCGGGAGACCCACUGUGGUAUCCACAUCAAUGCUGGUCCCGAGAUCGGUGUCGCAUCCACCAAGGCAUACACCUCCCAGUACAUCGCCCUCAUCAUGAUGGCCGUCCAGCUCUGUGAAGACCGCAUCUCGAUGACGGAGCGCAGGCACGCCAUCAUUGAUGGCUUGCACGCCCUUCCCGACCAGAUCAAGAGCAUUCUCGCCCAGGACAAGGCGCUUCAGCUGCUUGCGCACAACACGCUCGCCAAGGAGCGCUCCUUGCUCAUCAUGGGUCGUGGUUACCAGCACGCCACCUGUCUCGAAGGUGCUCUUAAGAUCAAGGAGGUCUGCUACAUGCACUCGGAAGGUAUUCUCGCGGGUGAGCUCAAGCACGGCCCUCUCGCCCUCAUCGACGAGUCGAUGCCCGUCAUCCUCAUCAUGACCAAGGACUCGCUCUACCCCAAGGUACAGACCGCGCUGAUGCAGGUCACAGCGCGCAAGGGUCAGCCCAUCAUUAUCUGCAACGACGACGACCAGGACAUCAAGGCGGGCAUGAAGACGAUCCGCGUGCCACGCACUGUGGACUGUCUCCAGGGUCUCUUGACCGUCAUCCCUCUCCAGCUCUUGUCGUAUCACCUUGCCACAGCGGCAGGCGUGGACGUCGAUUUCCCACGCAACCUCGCGAAGUCGGUGACUGUCGAGUAA
This is a messenger RNA of Kalmanozyma brasiliensis GHG001, 2100 nucleotides long. RefSeq names its product Class II glutamine amidotransferase domain protein. Bases 1 to 2100 code for a protein of 699 amino acids. The record is from RefSeq and is a predicted model, not a curated record. Gene Ontology annotation, molecular function: carbohydrate derivative binding; L-glutamine:D-fructose-6-phosphate transaminase (isomerizing) activity. The transcript has 2 exons. NCBI's taxonomy places the organism in Eukaryota, Fungi, Basidiomycota, Ustilaginomycetes, Ustilaginales. Gene Ontology annotation, biological process: UDP-N-acetylglucosamine metabolic process; protein N-linked glycosylation; fructose 6-phosphate metabolic process.